AUGACUUUAAAGGUUGGAAUCAUUGGUGCAGGCAUCGGUGGCCUCAGUGCCGCUAUUGCACUUCGAAGAACGGGAGCCCAAGUCGAGAUAUUCGAGAGAUCCAACUUCAAGGACGAAAUAGGUGCUGCUAUAACCAUCACUCCAAAUGGAAUGCGCGUACUUCGUCAUUUCGGCUUUGAUCCCAAAACAGCUCGCGGUGUACAGAAUAAGCAAAUGCGCAUGGUAGAUCCGCAUACACUAAAAGAUGCGAUUGUCGAAAACUUCAGCCAUGUUGAAGACGACUAUGGUGCACCCUUCAUGUUCUUUCAUCGUGUGGACCUCCAUACUGCGCUGAAGGAAAUGGCCUUGUCCACUGAUGAGCUAUAUCCGGGUUCGCCGGUUAUAAUCCGUAAUGGUCAUUCUGUCACCAGUCUUGAUUGUAAGAGUGGAACAAUUGUUUUGGACAACGAAGAGGCUUUUGAGAAAGACCUUGUUGUAGUGGCUGACGGAGUUCGAACCAGGCUCAUUAACGAGAUUUCACAAAAAGACGUACCCCUCGAAGACAUCGGCUCCUCUUUCUACCGCUGUCUUAUUCCCUUCUCUGAAGUAAACAAAUACCCAGACCUCGCAGCUAUUUUUAAAGACCAAGAUCCAGGAUUCUGGGUGCCCUUUGAUUUAGCAACUGGAACAUUCCUUGUUACAUAUCCCUGCCGAGAUGGGGAAAUGCUCAACGUUGCGUUUCGACACAAGACAAAAUCGGACAACGAGCAUGCCCUCGACUGGAACACUGGUACUAACGUGCAAGAGAUUAUCUCAAUGGUAGGCACGUAUAAUCCGCUGGUGGCCAAGUUGUUUGGUUUGUCGACAAGUGUUUCUGUUCAUAAAUUAUUUCGUAGGGAGCCUCUUGAGACGUACACUCGGGAGAGAGCUGUCAUAAUUGGUGACGCUGCACAUCCCAUCCAGCCAACGCACGCCCAAGGUGCAGUCCUUGCGAUCGAGGAAGCAGAAGCACUAGAAGUUCUUUUCAAAGACAUGCAAAACCCAGAACAGGUUCCGGAGCGUCUAGAUUUAUACAAUGGCAUUUUAAAACGCCGCAUUCAAGUCACGCAGCUACUGUCAGAUGCUCAGCCUGGGAUAUCUAGUGUACUACGGAAGCAAGCUGAGGAUAUUUGGGGAGAGGGGAUCUUUCCCCCAGAGGCAAUGAACUACACAAAACCGAUCAGAGACUUUUUCUACGCAUGGGAUGUCAUGGAAGAGGCAGAGAAUAACUUGGCUCGUGCAGCGUGCUAA
Molecule: messenger RNA, 1269 nt
Organism: Fusarium poae
Lineage: Eukaryota; Fungi; Ascomycota; Sordariomycetes; Hypocreales; Nectriaceae
Exons: 4
Coding region: 1-1269 (422 amino acids)
Molecular function (GO): monooxygenase activity; FAD binding
Source: RefSeq, a predicted model, not a curated record